Messenger RNA from Clarias gariepinus (North African catfish), 1278 nucleotides. RefSeq lists its product as uncharacterized. The record is from RefSeq and is a predicted model, not a curated record. NCBI's taxonomy places the organism in Eukaryota, Metazoa, Chordata, Actinopteri, Siluriformes, Clariidae. The transcript is spliced from 11 exons. Bases 1 to 1212 code for a protein of 403 amino acids.
AUGAAGUCUCAAGUCAAACUUCUGCUCAUCUGCCUGCUUUUCUCUAAAGCACUGUCAUUGAUUUGUUAUCACUGUCUGCCAUCCGGAUUGAGAAAUUGUAUCAAUGUUCAGAAAACCUGCUCCUAUCAAUGUCUUACUGCAACCACUGCCAUGUACUUGAGUCGAACAAAGCAUGUAGAUCAUAUAAGGACAUGUGGAACACUAAAAACAUGUGUAAGCGGAAGCCUCAACCUAGGAUUAAUAAAAGUGACUACAAAUGCUCAAUGUUGCAUCAGUGAUCUCUGCAACAGCCAAACAAUGUCAGUUUAUCCACAGCAGUCUCUCAAUGGAAGAAUUUGUUACAAUUGUGAGGGUAGCAGCUGCUCAGGCAAAGUGAACUGUACAGGAAGUGAAGAUCGCUGCAUCACUGCAUCAGAAUGCUCCCAAACCAGGCUACUCGCAAUCCAAGGUUCCACUGUAUAUAUAUGCAAGGAAGAGUGGCAAAGAAAAAAGCCAUUACUGAAAAAAAGCUGUAAGAAGUCCCAUUUGCAGUUCCACAUGGCUUGUCCCUUCUGGAGCACUUUCGUAGCCCUGCUUCACCUUCAUACCUCAAAUAUUACAAAAACAUCAACAAUGAAGUCCCAAGUCAAACUUCUACUUAUCUGCAUGCUUUUCUCUAAAGCGCUAUCAUUGACCUGUCAUCACUGUCUGCCAUCACAAUCGAAAAAAUGUAAUAAUCAGACAUACUGUCCCGAUCAAUGUCUCACUGCAACCACUGCUGUGUACUUAAGUGGAACAAAGCAUAUAUUUUAUAUAAAGACAUGUGGAACACUAAAAACAUGUGUAAGCGGAAGACUAAACCUGGGAAUAAUAAAAGUGACCACGAACGCUCAAUGUUGCACCAGUGAUCUCUGCAACAGUCAAACACUCUCAGUUCAUCCACAGCAGGCUCUCAGUGGGACAAUGUGUUACUCAGGCUCAGGCAAAGUGAACUGUACAGGAAGUGAAGAUCGCUGCAUCAUUGCAUCAGUCCAAAAAGGAGGCAAUACCAUGCCCAUGAAAGGUUGUGUGUCCAGUAACUUUUGCCAUGCACAUGGAUCAUCAAGCAUGCCAGCAUUUAACAUCUCAAACAUGCACUGUUGUGAAGGAAAUCUGUGUAACGGAGCUGAGAGCAUCACACUGAGUUUUCUCCUCAUAAGCUUCCUUCUGCUCUCUUGCAUCCUCUUCUGCUGAACUGAUACUGCUCAUUUAAAAGUUUUAUUAUUUGGAAGUGCAAAUCUAAUAUAAUAUAAUAAUUCU